CGCGAGGUUCGAAAUAACGACAUGCGAACAAUAUACCUCACUGCUCUUCCUUCCCGAUAGCGUUCUUGUGCCGCACCCACGACAAACACACCAUGUCCAGUCCUUUGGGUCCCUGGGAUCUUACCGACCCGACGCGUCUGUCCCCGUCCUUAUACGAAUCCGGCGUCACUCCUCAAGUGGUCAUAUCGCCUGCAAAAUCCCGAGACCGAACGAAUUCGGCGCAGAAUGCCGACCCGGCUGUCAAUGGAUUAAGAAGAGUGUCACCAGGACAGGCACUGCUGGCUAUACAGGCCGUGGAGUUUCGUGACCGCGAUGUUGAUCAAAUACAAGAGAAAGAACCGGUGAUAGCCGAUGAGAGAUUACUUGUAGCGAUUCGGACAGCUACCGCGGCGGAGAAGGAGCUGGCUAUUCGCGUUGCACAGGCCGCGGAGAGGUUGAGGGGAUGGUGCAAUGAAAUCCAGAAAUGGGGCUGGAGUGGCUCAUUUAAGAUGAGAGACGAGACGGAUGACGAACAUGCCAGAGAGGAAGGCAUAAACAAGGCGGGCAACUUCGAUACGGUCCUAAACGACAAUGGUCCCUUUACCCUUACCCGGAUAAAUCUGCAUCAAACGCGCCUCGAUGACAUACAAGGCUCACUUUCCGGCCUCGAGCUGGAAGACUUGAAAGAUCGCGUCUUGGGCUACUAUUCAAGCCGAUCACGCCCAACCUCCAGUUACUCCCAUGCAAGUCGAACGGAGAGUCAACUCGCGCGCCUCGAAUUGAUGGAUGACAUGCCUCUUUUGACGACACAUCUUCUCAUGCAAUGCUUACCCGACCUCUACUCACUCCGAUCAUCCUUAGAUACAUGGUCUGUCCGAUUGCGCGUGUUAAGAGGCCUGCCACAGUUCCUAGAGUCCCUCGACCAUGCGACGAAAGCCAUGGAGCUUGGCUGGGAAGCUAUCAAGCCAGUUGCCAGCUCUGGCCUCACGGAUACAUCCAUUACCCAACAUGCCGAAGCGUUGACGGUUAUCAAGGGCGUUCUAGAGCAGAAGAUCACCUCGCUAGGCCGAAAGCUGGAUGACAUGCUCGAUGCCCUGGAAGGGUUGGAGGACUCCCUGCCGGACCAGUGGAUCGAUGAUUUUGAAGAUCUUGAAACUGAAUAUGGACGGUGGGCCGUUGAGAGUCGGAAUGGUGUGCUCGAUCUGCAGAUGCGGUUAGUAAAACAGCAGGGACAAGACGUUGAGCAGAGCUCUGUGCCGGAUGAAACUCUGUCCCCGACCGAUAUACAACACCACGAUAUGCUGGCUGGAGGCCCUGCUAUUCUGCCGGACGAAAUAGCGGUAACGCAAGUACAAGACGGCGCCAAAGAGUUGAUCGAGAGUGCGACCACCCAAGACGUUAAUCGUGCAUCAUCCCUAGAACAACCUGCCGCGUCGAAAAUCCAUAGUGCGACAGACACUGACCAAGAAGCUGCCGAUAUUCCAGCGUCACCCGAACCUAUUGGUGAAUCCAGUACUCGGCUACCUGAGCAUGAGCCAGUUAGGGAGCCAUCAGGUGAUGACGACGGCGGUAAAGCCGAUUCUAGGCCUCCGUUUCCACUUAAGAGGGCUUCGGUAACAUCUAUUGGGUCCCUUCCCCGUGCUCAGGUACUGUUGAUUCCCCCUUCCGGCCUAUAUCCACCUCUAACGUCCUAUCUAGGUCAAGAGCAUCAAUAUCCGUCGCAACAGCUCUGGCUCGAUAUUAGGCAUGCCUCAACACACCUCUUCACAAGGAGCCUCCACGGCAACUUCACCUUCCGCUCUUUCAAACGGUCAAAGUCGCCGUACAUCCGAGUCUGACCCCAUCGGAGGUCCUACUACCCAACAAGAGGGCGCUCCACCUCCGGCCCCGGAUCGAUCUGAAGAAGAAGGGGCGCCUAGCAAUGAUCUGAGGCCCACCGAAGGUAGCCGAUAUCGAGCAGGCAGCAUCUCAUCUAUUGCCAGCUCAGCAGCUUCUGACCCAGUCGGUGCAUCAUUCGCUACAGUAGAAGAUUCUCCUCUACGCCAAAAGACAGAUUCCCAGGCGCCACCGUUAGCACUCCGGAUUAAUAAAGCUCGACAACAUAACGAAGGAAUGCGGAACGGCUCCAAU
Messenger RNA from Eremomyces bilateralis CBS 781.70, 2109 nucleotides. RefSeq lists its product as uncharacterized. The record is from RefSeq and is a predicted model, not a curated record. The transcript has a single exon. Bases 93 to 1817 code for a protein of 574 amino acids. NCBI's taxonomy places the organism in Eukaryota, Fungi, Ascomycota, Dothideomycetes, Eremomycetales, Eremomycetaceae.